Messenger RNA from Dictyostelium discoideum AX4, 2751 nucleotides. RefSeq lists its product as hypothetical. The record is from RefSeq and is a predicted model, not a curated record. The transcript has 2 exons. Gene Ontology annotation, biological process: chromatin remodeling. Bases 1 to 2751 code for a protein of 916 amino acids. Lineage: Eukaryota; Evosea; Eumycetozoa; Dictyosteliales; Dictyosteliaceae.
AUGUUAAAGGAGAGUUUAGUAUUUUCUGGAGAGACAAAUCCAAUAAUAUCAACAACAACAACAAAAACAACAAAAACAACAACAACAGGAAUAACUACACCUUCUACACCAAUACCAAUAAUAACAACUACACCAAAAACUACACCAGCAAUAUUACCAAAUAGCCCAUUAAUGCUCGCAGUUAGAGAUGUAGAAGGAGCAAUAAAGAAAUUAACUUGUGGUAGUCCAUCUUCCACAUCAUCUUUAUUAGCAGGUACAUUAUCACCAAGAACAACAUCACCACCAACUAUAUCCAAACCACCAAAACAUGAUUCACUUUCUUAUAAGAUAUUAUUGGAAAUGAAAAAUAAUUCCUCAUCAACACCAUCCUCACCAAUACCAACUCACCAACCUCCUUCGCCUUCAUCAAUACUUGAGUGUAUUUCAAAUGGUAAUUUUAAUGAUAGCAGCAGCGGCAGCGGCAGCAGCAACAACAGUAGUAGUAAUAAUAAUAAUGUAUCAUCACCACCACCACCUCCACCACCAACUCCUGUUUAUCCACGUAGUAGUGUAAGUGGUAAUGGUAAUAAUAACAGUAAUAAUAGUAUUUCAUCACCAACAUGGGGAUUACCAAUUGGACUUCAUUCACCAACAAUGGGAGGUAAUCAAGAGUCAUCGCCAUCACCAUCAACAUCAGUUCAAUGCGUUUUUAAAGAAUGUAUUCUCUGUAAACGUGGUAGUCCAUUUGCAAAUAGUCAAUCACCAACAUGGGCAUGCAUAAUGAAAAUAGUAUUCUUUUGUCUUCAAUUGGAAAUGCCUCAAAAACCAUUUUUAAAUUUAAAGACUGAUGUUUAUGGUUUUAUGACUGCACAUUGGAACCUUUUAUGUUUGGAUAAGAAAAGAUCGGAUAAUUGGCAUAAACAAAUUCAAGAUAUGUUAAGUCAUAGUAAAAAUUUAUUUGAAAGUGGUAUGGAACAAUACAAACAAAAUGGUUAUUGGAGAAUGAGACAAAUCUCUGAUCCAUGGGAUGAAAUUAAAGCAAAGAAAAUCAUUACAAAAAGAAAAAGAAGUUAUAGCGAAAAUGAUUCAUCAAGUGUUGUAAAGGAUACUCAUAGUUAUAGUCAACGUGAUAUUUUACAUUCUCCAAAAUCUUCUUCUACAAAUACUUCUCGUGAUCAUAAGGAUAAAGAUCAUAAAGAUCAUAAAGAUAAAGAUAUUAUUGAUGUCACACCAAUUAAAGAUAAUAUGAAAAAAUUAACAAGUGUUGCACUUGAAGAAGAAAUGAGUAGUGAUGAUUCAAAAGAUGAAAUAUUAUUAGGUUCUUCACCAAUUAAUUCACCAAUUAAUGAUAAUAAUAAUAAUACUACAACAUCAACAACAACAGCAACAACAACAACCACCACAACAACAACUUCAACUUCACCAAUUAAUAUAAUUUCAACACCACAUUCACUUAAUAAUUCAAAUAAUAGUAUUCAUUCACCUUCUCAACAAUUACCAAAUAUCUCAAAUAAUAGUAAUGUUAACUCUUUAACAACGUCACCAAUUUCAUCAACUAAUAAUAGUUUAAAUAAUAGCUCAAAUAAUAAUAAUAUCUUGUAUCAUAGUUCAAUCGAUAAACAAAUUCAUGAAAACUUUAAUCAAUUAACAACUCAAUUAAAAAUUAUGAAAGAAACUUCUUCACUCUCUUCAAAUAAUUUGUUAUCAUCAUUACCAAAUGGUAAUGGCAAUAAUAAACAAAGACAUACUGGUCAAAGAAAAAGAGCACAUACUGAAAGUAAUAUUAAUAAUGGUAGUAUACCACCACUUCCAAUGACCCCAAUGAUGUCUGGAUUUUUCUCACCAAAUAAUCAAAAUACAUUAAUUGGAAAUGCUAACACUUUGGAUUCACCUAUUUCUCCAAGAAUGAAUAAUAUUAAUAAUAAUAAUAAUAAUAAUAAUAAUAAUAAUAAUAAUAAUAAUAAUAAUAAUAAUAAUAAUAAUAAUAAUAAUAAUAAUAAUAAUAAUAAUAAUCAUCAUAAUGGCAUUUCAUCACCAAGAGGUUUAAAUAAUAAUAAUAAUAAUAAUAAUUAUAAUAAUAAUAAUAAUUAUAAUAAUUAUAAUAAUUAUAAUAAUAAUAAUAAUCAUAAAGUUUCAUCUUCAUCCUCAACAAAUUUGUUAAAUAAUUUAUCAUCCUUAUCAUCAACACCAUCCUUAUCUCAACAUCUACAACAAACCAAUGGUAGCUCUGAAGUAUCAUCAUCCAAUAGUAGUAAUACCAAUACACCUCCUUUAUCGAAUAUGGAAACCAUUAUCGAUGAAAUUGAUGAUCCAUCAUCAUCAUCGUCAACUGUAAACACAAAAAACAAUAAAGAUAAUAAUAAUGAUGAUCAAGUUAAAGAGAUUAAAGAACUUAAAGAACAAUUGAAACAAAUUACUGAAAAUUUAAAAACUAUUAAAGAGAAUUCAUUAACUUCUGAUAAAGAAAUCAUCUCUAUUCAAAUCAAUAAAGAGAUUGAAAGAAUAUCCUUGGUUUUAAAUCCACACACCCAAUCACCAUCAACAUCUUUGUCCUCCUCCACAACUACAACACCAUGUUCAUCCUCAUCAUCAUCAUUCAUAAAUCUAUCAUCAUCAUCACAACCACAAUCACAAUCACAAUCACAAUCAAUUGAUACUGAAAUGAAAAUCAUCAAAAAUGACACAACCAAUGAAGACGAUGAAAGAAGUGUUCCAACAACGUCUGGUUUAGCUACACUUUCUGAUGUUAUCUUUUCAAAUAAUCUAGAUUAA